Molecule: messenger RNA, 255 nt
Organism: Enterobius vermicularis (human pinworm)
Lineage: Eukaryota; Metazoa; Nematoda; Chromadorea; Rhabditida; Oxyuridae
Source: the annotation of a GenBank genome assembly
AUGGAUCGUCCAACGUUGUUAUCUCUCGCAUCGGUGUCCGCUGUGAACGUAUCGGACGACAACUGGAUGUGGAACUUUGCUGUUUGCGAUACCCCAGCAGAUGCUGUCGUUGUUGUGGUUGUUGGAGUUGCUCGGGAUGCAGUAGUAGACGAUGCCGUUGUCAAGCUUUGUGUAGUUGGACAACAUCGUUCCGGAGAUGAUGCCGGUAACACUGGUGACGAUGAGGCAUUUAUCGUUACAGGUACCGGAGCCUAA